CAUUCUCAAAUAGAAAUCAAUCAAACUGAUUCAAGUUAUGGAAGUGGGCAAUUCUUUCUUCAUUGUUUGCAUCCAACUUAUAAUUCUUGUCUCAUGCUUCAACUUGCAGGGUCUUAACUUGCUUGGUUUAGCACAUGCAGCAACUGUAGUCCGAGGAAAUGACACUGAUCUACAAGCUUUGCUCCAGUUUAAAGCCAUGAUAACCGGUGACCAACUCAAGGUUAUGAACUCCUGGAAUAGUUCAAUUCACUUCUGCCAGUGGCAUGGCGUUACAUGUGGUCGCAACAAUAGGAGAGUCAUCAAGUUGGAAUUGCAAUUCCUCAAACUCUUGGGAUCUUUAUCUCCAUUCAUUGGAAAUUUGAGCUUUCUCAAGGAGUUGAACCUUGCGAGUAACAACUUCCACAACCAGAUUCCUCAAGAAAUUGGUCGCUUAAGAAGAUUGGAAACAUUACAACUGUCCAAUAAUUCCAUCACGGGUGAAAUUCCUUCCAAUUUAUCCAGCUGUUCUAAGCUUACAUUUGUCAGUAUGAGAGGCAACCAACUAACAGGAGAAAUACCUGCUUCAUUGGGUCUCUUGGCAAACAUGAAAACCUUGAGUUUUGCCAUCAACAGAUUGAGAGGGAGUAUACCACCUUCGUUUGGGAACUUGACAUCUCUAGAGGCACUUAUUUUGAGGACUAAUGCAUUGAGCGGGGUUAUACCUGAAGAUAUUGGACGACUGCCAAAUCUUUCAUUUUUCUCGGUAGAAGAAAAUGCAAUUUCUGGUAUUAUUCCCGUCAGAAUGUUCAAUCUCUCUAAUAUUAGAAGCUUUGAUAUUGGUGGGAACAAUAUUCAAGGUACUCUUCCUUCUAAUUUAGCAAUCACUAUGCCAUAUAUUGACUUCUUUUCCGUAUGGGGAAACCAACUCUCUGGAAAAAUUCCGAUUUCUAUAUCCAAUGCCUCGAACCUGAAUAUGCUCCAGCUUGAUAGGAAUAUAUUUAGUGGAAAUGUUCCUUCCUUAGAAAAGCUGGAUAAACUAUCUAUACUUCUUCUAGGCACAAACCAUUUGGGAACUGGAACAGGAGGUGAUUUGAACUUUCUCUGUAGUUUAGUCAAUAAUACCAAACUAGAUAGUCUAGAUAUACGAACAAAUAAUUUUGGAGGGGUACUUCCCGAAUGCAUUAGCAAUUUCUCUAGCAGCCUUCAAUUUUUAGAAAUAGAAAAUAACAAAAUAUUGGGGAGAAUCCCUGAUGGGAUUGGAAAUCUUAUCAAUUUGGGGGUGCUGCAGGUAUCACAAAAUCAACUAUCAGGUCCCAUUCCUGUAAACAUCGGGAGGAUUCAGAAGCUAAAUUCAUUUGACGCUCGUAAUAAUUUUCUCACUGGGACUAUUCCCUAUUCUAUUGGAAAUUUAACAGGGUUAACAUUACUUGCUUUAGGAGUCAACAAUCUUCAGGGAAACAUUCCUUCAAGUCUUGGUAACUGCCAAAAUUUGCUUGUAUUGGGUCUUUCUUACAACAAUCUUAGUGGAUCAAUACCGCCUCAAGUACUUGGACUUUCAUCCUUGUCCAUUUUACUAAACUUAUCAUCAAACUAUUUGACUGGAGAGCUUUCAGUAGACGUAGAAAAACUAACAAAUCUAGGAGAUUUGGAUUUUUCAAAAAAUAAGUUAUCCGGUUUGAUACCAAAGAGCCUUGGUAGCUGUGUGAGACUAGAGAGGUUGUUCCUUGGUGGUAAUUUGUUUGAAGGACCCAUUCCUUCAUCUUUGAGUUCAUUGAGAGGUCUUGUAGAGUUGGACGUAUCUGAAAAUAAUCUUUCAGGUGGGGUUCCAGAAUUUCUUGUGAGUUUUAAAGCCUUGAAGUAUGUAAAUCUCUCUUUCAAUAAUUUUGAAGGAGUGCUACCAAGUGGAGGUCUCUUUAAGAAUGCCAGUGCUGUAUUUGUUGAGGGAAACAAUAAGCUAUGUGGAGGCAUCCCUGAGUUACAAUUGUCAAGAUGUAACUCGAAAAAAUCAUCAAAGACUUCUCUUAGAUUCAAAAUUGUAAUUGUUGUUGUUGUUGUUGUUGUUGUUAUAUUAGGAGUGACUUUGGUAUUGUCUAUUGUUCUCAUCAUUUGGUUCAGAAAGAGGAAAGUGCAGCAACCGAUAUCAACUUUUGCGGAAAAUUCUCUUUUAUGGUUAUCAUACCAAAGGAUCCUAAAGGCUACUAACGAAUUCUCCAUGCGGAAUUUGGUUGGUUCGGGGAGUUUCGGUUCUGUAUACAAAGGAAUUCUUGAAGAGAGUGGAGUAGUUAUUGCAGUAAAGGUUCUUAAUCUUUUGGACCAUAGAUCAUCUAGGAGUUUUUUGGUUGAAUGUGAGACCUUGAAGAACAUUCGACAUCGGAAUCUUGUCAAGGUAUUAACAGCAAUUUCAGGUGUUGAUUAUCAAGGCAAUGAUUUUAAAGCCUUAGUUUAUGAGUUCAUGGUAAAUGGAAGCUUGGAGGACUGGCUGCAUUCUCCGACAGGUACCAGUGAAUUGGAGAUGAUGAGAAAGCUAAACUUCUUCAAAAGAAUAAGCGUGGCGAUAGAUGUUGCUCAUGCACUUGAAUAUCUGCACCAUCAUUGUGAAACAUCGAUCAUUCAUUGUGACCUCAAGCCAAGCAAUAUACUACUUGAUGAGGAAAUGGUUGGCCAUAUAAGUGACUUUGGCUUAGCGAAAAUCAUUUCUGCAGACGAACCUAACUGUUCUACUAAGAUGUCAAGCUCCCUUGGAUUAAGAGGAACUAUCGGUUAUGCUCCUCCAGAAUAUGGCAUGGGAAGCGAGUUGUCAACAAAAGGUGAUGUGUAUAGCUAUGGCAUCCUACUGCUUGAGAUGUUUACAGGAAAAAGGCCAACCGAUGAAAGGUUCAGAGAAGGUUUAAGUCUCCAGAACUUUGUUAAGGCAGCACUGCCUGAACGAAUAAUCGAGAUUGCAGAUCCUAUUCUUGUUCAAGAAAGAGUGAGACGAGGAACUCCCAAUGUAAACAACUUUAGAAAUGAUAGGUAUCUUCAGUGCUUGAAUUCACUAUUCGAAAUAGGACUCGCUUGUUCUGCUGAAUCACCCAAUGAGCGGAUUGACAUGAGUGAUGUUGCUACCAAGCUUUGUUCUAUUAAAGACAAACUUCAUUCAACUAGAUUACCUCGUGAGGUUCGAACUUAAAUAUGUGGCUCAAUCGAAAAGAAUAAGUGUGCAAUAUUUAUAGCUUUCCACCAAUAAUUUCUCAGUGUAAUUUGUAUUAAUGCUUUGUUUUUCUCUUUGCUUAUUAAACUAUUGGAUUGCCAUCAAAUCAGAAUAAGAUAAUGCCAAUAAGCUUUACUUUCGUACA
Messenger RNA from Gossypium raimondii (Peruvian cotton), 3314 nucleotides. RefSeq names its product probable LRR receptor-like serine/threonine-protein kinase At3g47570. Lineage: Eukaryota; Viridiplantae; Streptophyta; Magnoliopsida; Malvales; Malvaceae. The coding region runs from base 38 to 3148 and encodes 1036 amino acids. Gene Ontology annotation, molecular function: protein binding; protein kinase activity; ATP binding. The record is from RefSeq and is a predicted model, not a curated record. The transcript has 2 exons. Gene Ontology annotation, biological process: protein phosphorylation.